UUCCGGUCCGUGUUGUCGUUCUUUUUAGCAAAAUGGCUCCAAAACCGAAACCUACGGACAAAGCAGCUGGCAAACCGGCUGAGAAGAAAACAGAAAAGAAAACUGAGAAGAAGCCAGCAACAGCUGCUUCCACAACAAAGGUGACAAAACCAGCUGCCAAGCCAGCAGCUGCAAAAAAAACAGCAGCAGCAAAAUCAGCUGGUGCAGCAAAGCCUGCAGCUAAACCAGCCGCGAAGCCUGCGCCUAAGGUUGCUGCCAAACCACUAAUCAGUAAACCUAAGAAGAAUGUCCAAGCUGCGAAGAAAACACCUAAAGGCGGAAAGUCAGCUGCAUCUCUGCAGAAGGCACUUAAAGUACAGAAGAAGAUAUUGAAGGGUGUACAUGGAUCAAGAGUGAGGAAAAUAAGGACGUCAGUACAUUUCCAUCGGCCAAAAACAUUCAGGCCGCCAAGGAAUCCUAAAUAUGCUAGGAAAUCUGUACCAAACAGGAAUCGCAUGGACGCGUUUAACAUUAUUAAAUUCCCAUUGACUACUGAGGCUGCCAUGAAAAAGAUUGAAGAAAAUAACACGUUAGUUUUUAUCGUACAUACCCGUGCAAACAAGUACCAUAUCAAAGCAUCCAUCAAAAAGUUGUACGAUGUUGAUGUGGCUACAGUUAACACGUUAAUCAGGCCGGACGGGAAAAAGAAGGCGUAUGUCCGUUUGACGCGUGAUUACGAUGCACUUGAUGUUGCUAAUAAGAUUGGUAUAAUAUAAAUAUACCUCCACGUGACGUAUAUGGAAGAAAGGAUAUAUCUGUACUGAUAAUAAAUAUUGAUAUAAAACCA
Molecule: messenger RNA, 826 nt
Organism: Dufourea novaeangliae
Lineage: Eukaryota; Metazoa; Arthropoda; Insecta; Hymenoptera; Halictidae
Gene: RpL23A
Product: 60S ribosomal protein L23a
Exons: 4
Coding region: 33-755 (240 amino acids)
Biological process (GO): translation; ribosomal large subunit assembly
Cellular component (GO): cytosolic large ribosomal subunit; ribosome
Molecular function (GO): structural constituent of ribosome; rRNA binding
Source: RefSeq, a predicted model, not a curated record